Molecule: messenger RNA, 594 nt
Organism: Pogonomyrmex barbatus (red harvester ant)
Lineage: Eukaryota; Metazoa; Arthropoda; Insecta; Hymenoptera; Formicidae
Gene: Dp
Product: transcription factor Dp
Biological process (GO): regulation of transcription by RNA polymerase II; regulation of cell cycle
Cellular component (GO): nucleus; transcription regulator complex
Molecular function (GO): DNA-binding transcription factor activity, RNA polymerase II-specific; RNA polymerase II transcription regulatory region sequence-specific DNA binding
Source: RefSeq, a predicted model, not a curated record
AAUAUUUGUGAGAAAUUGCUUUAUAAAAACUAAACUAUAACUUAACUACAUUUGAAAAUAUUUUCAAUAUUUUUCUUUAAAGCAAUGAUACUUGGAAAAAAUGACUUUUAAUAAAUAUUAUACACAUAUCAUCUCUUAAUUAGGUUUUAUCAUCGAAUACGCAAGUUCUUAGGACUAUUAGUUUGCAAAAUCCUUCUACACCAGGACAAAGAUUGGUAACAAUACCUUUACAAAAUACUAAAAUGGCAACGUCGAAAGCAGGAGAAUCUAUAGUGACCAAAACUAUACAAUUAACAUCUGCACAAAUGAGCGAUAUAAAACAAGCUAUUGUAUCCCAACAACAGCAGCAGCAACAACAACAACAACAACAACAACAACAACAACAGCAGCAGCAGCAGCAACAACAGUCUAAUAGUACUACGCAACUUAUUAAAGAUGCUACUGGGAAAACUUUUAUCAGUCCGAUAUUAGAUCACAGCGGAUCUAGGAAAAGGCAAGAUGUGGAAAGUGGCGACUUUGUGCCUGAGUAAUGCAAUGAUUUUAUCGCGCACGCACACACGCACGCACACACACACACACACACACACACACACA